GUGAUUGAAUCGUGGAUCGAAUUCAUUCUGUAUCCAAUCAAGCAAGCCUUGGAUGCACGGUCGAUCUGCAGCAGAUCGAUGGCUGCAGCUCUAGUUUCUCUGAUGAAUACGGUGGAGCAGAUCCAAAACCACCCUCAACUUUCCACUUCUCUUCAUCAUUUCCAGAUUGAGAUCCUCCGCGAAAAAGUUUAUUUCUUCCUAGAUUUUAUAGAAAGUUAUUCCUCUCAUGUAGAUGAUUUGGAGAGGCGGAUUGCAACUGCAGCUCAUGCGGCUGAAGAUUUAUUUGAAUCCCAUGUUGUUUGGCGAAUUCGUACCCACGAAAAAAACAGUCUCGAUCUGCAGAAGGUAAUUGUAGAUAUGGAUCUUGUGAGAGAGAAAGUGUUGAAGGUGAAAGAGGAAAGGGGAAUCAGAUAUGAGCAGCCGACUGCUAAUUCAUCAAGAUCCGUUGCCAGUAACCGAGAGGCGAUUAUGGUGGGAUUUGGUGGCUACUUGGAUCAGCUCUUGGAUUUGCUCACCGGAAAUCAAUCUAGCCGCCAGAUCAUCUCAAUCGUUGGCAUGGGCGGUAUUGGUAAGACUACUCUGGCCAAGAAUACUUUUGAAAAUUCAAUUAUUAAGCGACACUUUGAUGUCCGUGUUUGGGUGUCUGUUUCAAAUGAUUACAAUUUAUCAGAUAUUUUCUUAGAAGCUCUUUCUCACCUAAAAGAACUCACUGGCGCACUAUUGAGAUGGACAAUGAAAGAGACGAGUAUCGAUUAGGAGAACAAUUGUAUAAAGGUUUGACGGGUAGAAGGUAUCUGAUUGUACUAGAUGACGUGUGGAGUGUUGAAGUUUGGGAUAAGAUAAGGUUUUAUUUUCCUGAUAAUGGGAAUAGAAGUCGCCUCAUUUUCACUACUAGGCUUUCAGAUGUGGCUUUCUAUUGUGGAUCGUGUUGUGUUAGGGUGAAUCUUUUAGAUGAGUGUGAAUGUUGGGACCUAUUUUGCGUGAGGGUAUUUGGAGAGGAAGAUUGCCCCCUCGAAUUAGAACAAAUUGGAAGAGAGAUUGCUAAAAUGUGCAAAGGGCUUCCUCUGUCGAUCACUGUGAUCGGAGGGCUUCUUCAAAAGUCAGCUAAGACAGUUGAAUAUUGGCACAAUGUGUUAGAAAACAUUAGAGUAAUUUUGAGUUCAGGAGAGGGGGACCAAUGCCUAAAUGUGUUGUAUUCGAGUUAUAGCCAUUUGCCUGCUCAUCUGAAGCCAUGUUUCCUUUAUAUGGGGACUUUUCAAGAGGAUCGCGAGAUUCCAGUCUCGCGAAUCACCAAACUUUGGGCUGCUGAGGGAUUUCUAAAGCCCAAAGCUGCUCGAGUCUUGGAAGAGGUUGCAGAGGAUUACUUAAAGGAUCUCAUUGACAGGAACCUCGUUUUAGUUGGUAAGUAUCGUAAGAAUGGAAAGGUAAGAUCUGUCUACAUUCAUGAUCUUCUCAGAGACCUAUGCAUAAGCUUAGCAGAUAGAGAAAAGUUAUUUUCUUCUGCGAGAGUUUGGUAUACGAGUGAGGAUUCUUCAGUGAGAGAUCUAUCUAGGAAGUGUAAGCUGCGGUUCUUUGCUUAUAGUACUGCUAAUUUCUCCGAGUUCAAUCUUCCUUCUUCUAUAUCCUCUGUUUGGAAUCUGCAAACGUUAAUCUUUCAAGGAACGUGUGGACUAGUCGAUGCACCAGCUGAAAUUUGGGAGAUGUCACAACUCAGGCACAUCGUGUGCAACAAAAUUCGUCUCCCCGAUCCUCCUCCGAGUGACCAGGAAGAUGACACUUGUGUCUUGAGAAACUUGCAAACACUUGUGCAAGUAGUGAAUUUCAUAUGGACGGAGGAGGCGUGCAAGAUAAUUCCCAACAUCAAGAAAUUGCGCGUGGUUUUUGGUGAUGUCUUGACAGAUUACGAAGAUUGCUUGUGCUUACACUAUAUACACAAUCUCUGCUCUUUACAGAAGCUCGAAUCACUAAACAUGAGGUUCCCUUUCUGCAUAUCGCGAUAUCCAGUGGAUUUGCUGAGCAAGAGGCUUGCCUUCCCCACUCGGCUAAACAAGUUGUGCUUGAGAAACUACAGCCUCACUCGUGAAGAUCUGGCAAUGAUUGGUUCGUUGCAACAUCUACAAGUUCUUGAGCUUGAACACAGCUCUUUCUUGGGAGGCGAGUGGAGCACUUUCAACGGUGAGUGCCCUUGUCUUAAAUUCUUGAGAAUCGACAGCUGUGAUGUCGUGUGUUGGGCUUCAGACACCUUUGCUUUUCGAGUUCUUGAAAAGCUCGUUGCUCGAGAUGUGUGGCAGUUGCAAGAGAUCCCAUCGGAGAUGGGAGAGAUAAGCACUCUCAAACUCAUUCAUUUACAUCACUGUGUUAAAACAUGGUAUCAUCAUAAUGUAGAGAAAAGAAGCAAAUGA
Molecule: messenger RNA, 2402 nt
Organism: Salvia miltiorrhiza (redroot sage)
Lineage: Eukaryota; Viridiplantae; Streptophyta; Magnoliopsida; Lamiales; Lamiaceae
Product: putative late blight resistance protein homolog R1B-17
Exons: 2
Coding region: 726-2402 (558 amino acids)
Biological process (GO): defense response to other organism
Molecular function (GO): ADP binding
Source: RefSeq, a predicted model, not a curated record